AUGCUCCGACAUACUCCGUACAGCUUGGCCAAAGUAACACAAACUGCGGCGGGCGGACCCAAAGUCGUCGUGAGGGCCGAUCAUUUACUCGACUCAAUUGAAGCCGUUGUUAUCGACAAUGCUCAAGACCCAUUAUCUCUCAGGGAUGUUGAAUUGCAGCAUCCUUCCAGUCACGAAGUUCUCGUGAAGAUCCUUGCUUGCGGCUUAUGCUACACCGAUGUUCAUACCGCAUCAGGUCACAUGGGGGAUGUUUUCCCACGUGUUCCGGGUCAUGAAUUUAUUGGACACAUCGUGGAACAAGGAGCUGAUGUGGAAGACUUCCAGCUUGGUGACCUUGUCGGAGGCGCCUUCCACGCUGGUCAUGAUUCAAUUUGUCGCCAAUGCUUGCGCAAUAAUGUCCAACACUGCAAUAAUCGAGAAAUCAGUGGUAUUUCUCGGAACGGUGGCUUGGCUGAAUACGCAUUAUUGCGUGCGGAAGCUGCUGUGCGUCUGCCAUCAGGAAUCAAUGUGGCUGAGGUUGCGCCAUUACUUUGUGCUGGUUUGACUGUCUUCAACGGGAUACGCAGGCAACAGCUUGAGCCGGGAGCGCUUAUUGCCGUUCAAGGUCUAGGUGGCCUUGGGCACUUGGCUGUUCAAUAUGCCAGGAAAAUGGGCUACGAGGUUACUGUUCUCUCAUCAAGCGGUGAUAAGGAGUCAUUUGCCAUGUCCCUCGGAGCUCACCAUUAUAUCAACAGCAAGCUGUCUGAUAUUCCCACUGAGCUUGAAAAACUAGGUGGUGCAGAUUUGAUUGUUCAGACGGCCCCAGGAUCCGGAGAACUCCCAAAGUUGAUCGGUGGCCUCGCGUCAGGGGGAACCUUGCUUCUUCUGGCCCCUACUGGCAAUAUGGAGGUACUCAUGGACCAAUUGGUGAUGAAGGGUCAAAAGAUAGAGGGGUGGCUCACAGGUGGUCCUCGUGAUGCCGAAGACACUGUGAAAUUUGCGAUGGAGCACAACAUCCGAUGUAUGAUCGAGAAUUACAAGCUAAAGGAUGUGCAAUACGCCGUUGAUAGCUUGGUUUCAGGAAAGCCAAGGUUCCGGAACGUUUUAAUCAUGGAGUGA
Penicillium brevicompactum is the source of this 1098-nucleotide messenger RNA. RefSeq names its product chaperonin 10-like protein. The record is from RefSeq and is a predicted model, not a curated record. The transcript is spliced from 2 exons. Gene Ontology annotation, molecular function: zinc ion binding; oxidoreductase activity. NCBI's taxonomy places the organism in Eukaryota, Fungi, Ascomycota, Eurotiomycetes, Eurotiales, Aspergillaceae. The coding region runs from base 1 to 1098 and encodes 365 amino acids.